GGCGCACUGCCAGUUGUCAGUCUUCUCCCUGUGUCAAGUUGUCCUAGGGCUGUCAGGGGGCCGCGCAUGCGCGUAGGCAGCUGUCACUCUUCUCUUCCCCGCGCACGCGCCUUGGCCUGUUUGUUUAUUAUUAGUGCGCGGAGGAAAGAUGGCGGCGUCCUCCCUGGAACAGAAACUCUCCCGUCUGGAGGCGAAACUGAAGCAGGAAAACAGGGAGGCGAGGCGGAGGAUUGAGCUGGAGAUCAGUCCGCAGCGUGCCCGGCCUAUUAUUCUCAUCACUCUAAGCCCCACGCCCGCUCCAUCCCAGCGAGCAGCCUUACAACUCCCUCUUGCCAAUGAUGGACACACUCGUCCUGACAACCCCUCCCACCACCACUCUUCAGUGCCAGUCCGGCCGCGGAAUAUGCUGAACCUGCCCCAAACCAACUACCUGUCGCAGCGAAGCUUGGAGAGUACUGAAAUUGAUCUCAAGCUGCAAGAAAUUAUUAAACAGACUGGGUUUCUAUUAAUCGAGGGGCAGAAGUACCAGGCGGACAUCAAUGAUCUGGAGAAUUUGGGGGAAAUUGGCAGUGGGACUUGCGGACAAGUCUGGAAAAUGAGAUUUAAGAAGACUGGGCAUAUCAUUGCUGUUAAGCAAAUGCGGCGCUCUGGUAACAAGGAGGAGAACAAACGGAUCCUAAUGGACUUAGAUGUUGUUCUGAAGAGUCACGAUUGUCCAUACAUUGUUCAGUGUUACGGCACUUUUAUCACAAAUACAGACGUGUUUAUAGCCAUGGAGCUGAUGGGAACGUGUGCAGAAAAGCUGAAGAAGAGGAUCCAGGGGCCCAUCCCAGAGUGCAUUUUGGGAAAGAUGACUGUAGCGAUUGUGAAUGCUUUAUAUUAUUUGAAAGAAAAGCACGGUGUUAUACACAGGGACGUGAAGCCCUCCAACAUAUUGCUGGAUUGCAAUGGACAGAUAAAACUAUGUGACUUUGGAAUAAGUGGGCGACUUGUGGAUUCCAAGGCCAAAACCAGGAGUGCCGGAUGUGCUGCUUAUAUGGCGCCUGAGAGAAUUGACCCUCCAGAUCCAACCAAACCAGACUACGACAUCAGAGCAGAUGUCUGGAGUCUCGGAAUCUCAUUGGUGGAGUUGGCGACAGGACAGUUCCCUUACAAAAACUGCAAGACUGAUUUUGAAGUGCUCACCAAAGUCCUCCAAGAGGAACCCCCAGUCCUCCCUCACAAUAUGGGGUUUUCUUCUCUCUUCCAGUCUUUUGUCAAGGACUGUCUCACUAAGGAUCACAGAAAGAGGCCAAAGUACAAUAAGCUUCUGGAGCACCCGUUCUUGCGUCGGUAUGAGACUCAGGAGGUGGAUGUAGCCUCUUGGUUUCAGGAUGUCAUGGCUCAGACCGAGUCUCCAAGGAGCAGCACUCUCCUUAGCCCUCAAAACCUCCCUUUCUUUGGCAGGUAGCAUCUGGCUCGGGAGGGGAGGUAUGCCCCUCCCCAGCAUGAUCUUUGGACGCGGCUUUGAGACUCAAAUUUGGAUAAUCGUGUAUUAUGUGGUGUAUGGAAGAUUAUUACGAACAUUUUUAUUGAAGGGGAAGGUCCGCUCCCUUUCCCUCAUUAUUUCUUCUGUUGGAGAAUCCCCUCUUUUACCCUUUCAUACUGCCCCAAUACUGAAACUGGGAUGAGGAAUCCCCUUUAUAUUAUGAGAUGUCUUGAGUCAGUACAUUACUGCCCUCCUUUAUCGAGAGACUGUGCAUUAGAGUUGGAGGCUCCUAUCAAAACACUGGUGACUUCAUGUGGAAGCAUGUAGGUCUGGAUGUGCCUCCACUUGUAUGUGAUGGGUCAAAUGACAGGUUUCAUGGACUGUAAACUCUGCUCCAGUGACCUGAUGCAAGACGUGGAAGCCUAGUUGUCCGUAUAAAGGCAGAGCUUUUUUGCGAUAGUGGAGGUAUAUAUUUAUUUUUAAUUAGAAAGUUUGGCAUAUUAAUAGAGUCACUCCAUAACCAUCACAUAUUUUAUACACAUUUUUUUGGGGCAGUUGAAUUGACCUACAAUCAGAACACCAGUUUUUAUUUCCCCCCUCAUAUCCCACCACACCAGCGUAUCCUUUUGUAACUGCUUUCUUAAAUGAGGACAUCCUCAAGACCACAAGUUCAUUACAGUUGAGAGACUUUUCAUCAACAAAACGCCAUAUGUAUUUAAAAGCUAUUCAGAGCUGAACAGGAUCAAGUACAUUGUCUUUAUCUGAUGAGCAUCUCAGUCUAGACGUUCCUAAUCUACUGGUGAAGUCGAGGUAUGUGUUAAGGACCUCUUAUCCAUAGCAUGUUCUCCGCAACAUUGUGUGUUCUGUCCCAAGUGGAAAUAGAGAUGACUACAAAACACACAGUUGCUUCUAAAACUUUCUCCAUGAAGACUAUUUGAUGGCCUCCAGCUGUAUGUAUGGAAAUGGUCCAUACGCCUCUGUUAAAAGCAGGACUUUUGCAACAUAUGCUCGGCAGGGGAAGGGUGUCCUCAGGAGACCUGUUGAGGGUAGGUGUGCUGCUAAAAGUUAAUAUCCUGUGAAGAUAUUGACUUGUUAGUGUAUCUGCUGAAGGUGAUGGUAGAUUUUUAUUUUUUUUUAAACUGAUUUUUUUGGUGCUUCCACCACAAAGACUUAAAAUAAGGGAGAAGCGGUUCUCAUAACUAGCCUCUAUUGGCUCAGGAUGAAGUGGAUGCACAUACCAUGGCUUUGAUAUGGUGAUCCCACUUGGCACAAGAGGAGGGAGUGAGAGAAAGCUUUGGACUGGAAAACUCAUGAAGACUGAGACUCCAUGGUUCCUCUAUUUAGGUGGUCACAGAAGUAAGUUGUUGGACAUUUUGGGUAUUUUCUGUAAAGAAACCACAAAGAUAGGAGACUGGAACAAUGCAUGUGAAAAGAGAAGUGGGAGCAACACUGCUCUUUCUGGCUGGGGCUAUGAGAGAUGAGCGCACGUGGAAGUGAGACCAUUGCAGAGAAAGGAGUUAUGCACGGUGUACCAUGGAAAUCUCAUGCAGGACGUAUUUGCAAUGCAUUGCUCAGCUACAGAGUAGAUGAUCAAUGCACUACUUGUCUUCAGGACUGUUCAUAAAUGGGUCUAUAGAUGCAGUUUUAAUGCAUUAUCCGUUAAUUAAAUGUCAGAUCGAUAUGUGACUGCCCCCUUCCUAUGUGAAGGUGGAGCCUGAAGUGGUUGACUGGGUGGGAGGGGCUUAAAAUGACUGUACCAAAGCUACAUGGUGGAUUGGG
Messenger RNA from Pseudophryne corroboree (corroboree frog), 3247 nucleotides. It is a transcript of the gene MAP2K7, whose product is annotated as mitogen-activated protein kinase kinase 7. NCBI's taxonomy places the organism in Eukaryota, Metazoa, Chordata, Amphibia, Anura, Myobatrachidae. Gene Ontology annotation, molecular function: ATP binding; protein kinase activity. The record is from RefSeq and is a predicted model, not a curated record. The transcript is spliced from 12 exons. Gene Ontology annotation, biological process: protein phosphorylation. Bases 149 to 1450 code for a protein of 433 amino acids.